AUGCAGUGUCAAAGCCAAAUCACUUGUACCAGAGGUUGUUUGAAGACAACAAUGCAAAAGGCGUUAUUCUUGAUUACGGUUGUUUUCAUCAUAUCAGUUGCAAACGCAGGGACCUCGUAUAAGCAUCACAGGAGCAAAAGAAAUGAUAUGAAUCAGUGUCUGGACAAUCCAUGUCAGAACGGAGGCACUUUCACACAGAAGGACGGGUGCUUCACGUGUUCGUGUACAGAUGGAUAUGCAGGGGCACACUGUAAUGAAGUCGUUUCCAACCUUGCAUUAAAUAAACCUACAAAACAGUCAUCAACGUUUACAUCGGGAGUGACCUACUCUGCCAAUUUGGCAGUUGAUGGUAACAACGGUACAGACUUUGUCGUAGACAAGUGUUCACACACAGCAAAGGGUGACUACAAUCCCUGGUGGAGGGUGGAUCUGCAGGCUGUUUAUUUCAUCAAAUCUGUCAGAAUAUUUAAUAGAGGGAUGGACACACAUGGAAUAGACACAUCAGACCGGCUUCGGAAUGUAACCGUCACUGUAGGACUGACAGAAUCCGAUGUCAACACUCCUUGUGGUGUCUUUGCUGGUCCUGGUACUCUGUCACAGCUGGUGGUCGACAUCGACUGUUCGUCUGUACCAAGGGGAAGGUUUGUCAAGAUCGCCAAGACAACACUAGCUCUCACACUCUGUGAAGUCGAAGUGUUUGGAUACUCUGCCUAGUUAAUAUCAUUGCUGAUAUCUUUGCUAAAUUACUCUCUUUCCGGCUAAUUAACUACAUAUAUGUAAAGAUGACGUCUUCAAAAGCUUAAUUUUCAACUUAACACCGGACAAAAGUCUCCAUAUUAUGAUGGCUGUAUUAAUAAUACUGCAUGCAGUUAAUGUAAAAAUGUAAAGCGCUUUCAUAUGCCGUUAUAUCUGUUUCAUCAUUCAAAUAUUAACUUUGAAUUCUGUUUAUUUUUCUUUUGGGGUCAAUAAAAAUA
Molecule: messenger RNA, 974 nt
Organism: Magallana angulata
Lineage: Eukaryota; Metazoa; Mollusca; Bivalvia; Ostreida; Ostreidae
Product: fucolectin-like
Exons: 5
Coding region: 1-714 (237 amino acids)
Source: RefSeq, a predicted model, not a curated record